Molecule: messenger RNA, 636 nt
Organism: Botrytis sinoallii
Lineage: Eukaryota; Fungi; Ascomycota; Leotiomycetes; Helotiales; Sclerotiniaceae
Exons: 3
Coding region: 1-636 (211 amino acids)
Source: RefSeq, a predicted model, not a curated record
AUGAACCUAGAAUCUGCGACCCCGGAACUCUCCUCCGACGAACGAAAUGUCUAUUCUCCUGCAACUGUGCCUCCCUCGGUGAAAAAUACACUGAAACAAAAGGCCGCUUUAUGGACCCAGUCUACCGAGCCUGCAUCCAUUGAUGCAAAGAACUCAGAAGCCGACACCGAUACAGCUGAAUCAUGCAAUCCGGAAGUACCAGAAGCCCCAGCCGACACCGAUAUAGCAGAGCCCUCUUGCAGUCCAGAAGACUCCUACAAGAAACUCUACGCCGAAAUGUAUAAAAAGGCCUACAACGAAGCAUAUCAAACAGCAUGUUGGGACUCGUUCCACCGAUCAUAUGAAGCUGGGUUCAACGCUAAAUUCACCGAUCAUUAUAUGAAAGCAUACAUGAACGCGUUGAUGAAGUUGGAUAUUGAUAAAAUUCCAUUUCCUAAUAAUGGAGAAUCUAAGCAAACAUCUACUCAGAUGAUUCAACUAUCUACUCAGAUGAUUGAACUUUUUAAACGCAUGCAAGAACUCGAAAAGAAUCGAAAAGGCGACAUGGCUCAGCGAGGAAUUAUCCAGCUAUUUUCGGGUUUAUUGGCAAUGCUCUUUAUGUAUCUUGUCAUGAAUAUGGCUACCAGAAAGGUCUGA